UUUAAUCACUUCUUCUAACACAAAAUUCACAAGCCUUCUUCUAACUUUCCAUAGCCGCCAGUAAUGGAAGCAGAACAUGUCAUGAACCUCUUUGAUUCUUUCUGGUUAGACCAAAACAUUUUGAACAAAACAUCAUCAUCAAAAUCAUCAACAAAUUCUGCAGAAAAUGUAGAAAAUCAGGUGGUGAAAGAGUCAUCAGAUUCAGAGGUACCAAAGCUUCACCGGAUCCGAACAGGGCACACUCGAUCCAUGAGUGACCAAUCCAUAGCAACAAGUUUCAACCAUGAAUCUCUUUCACCAAACUCUGUUCUCCUUGCACCAAAACUUCAAACCAUUUUCUCAGGUAAAGAAGUCGUAGACUCAGAAGCUGAAGAAACCCCUGUGGUUCAGCAUCAUGAGGUUCUGUUAUCUGAGAAGAACAACAAUGGUAACAGCACCAGCUGUGAAAAGAAGAAGAAGAACAGGGGAAGCAAGAGUUUAUCAGACCUUGAAUUUGAGGAGCUAAAAGGGUUCAUGGAUCUGGGUUUUGUUUUCUCACUGGAAGAUAAGAAUUCAAGCUUGGCUUCAAUCAUUCCUGGGUUGCAAAGGCUAGGAAAGAAGGAAGAGGAACAAGGAGAAGAAGAAGAAGAAGAAGAUUCCAAUGAGUCUUUGGUUCCAAGACCUUAUCUUUCUGAAGCAUGGGAGUUUCAUGGAAAAAGGAAAAAAGAGAACCCUUUGAUGAAUUGGAAGGUCCCUUCUUUGAAAAAUGAAAUCGACAUGAAAGAUAGUCUCAGAUUAUGGGCACAUACAGUUGCUUCAACUGUCAGAUGAUGCAGUUAAACUUCAUCAUCUAAUUUUUUUCUCACAUACACUUUUUGCCAAUAUCUUUGAGAUUAUUGGUUUUAUACAGGAUAAUAAUGUAACUACAUUUUUUCCCCUUCUUUCUAUAUAUUCCCUUUGAUUUUUUUUUGCAAUUCUGCAUUCUAUACACUUGUAAACUACUGUGAUUUUGAGUAAUAAGGGAAUAAAUUUCAUUCAGCAUUUCA
Lotus japonicus is the source of this 1025-nucleotide messenger RNA. RefSeq lists its product as uncharacterized. Bases 64 to 810 code for a protein of 248 amino acids. NCBI's taxonomy places the organism in Eukaryota, Viridiplantae, Streptophyta, Magnoliopsida, Fabales, Fabaceae. The transcript has a single exon. The record is from RefSeq and is a predicted model, not a curated record.